UACAUGGUGAGCUGUGACAAGAUCCCAUCUCUGCCCGUCAUCACCUUUAACCUGGGAGGACAGAGCUACAGUCUGACCGGAGACCAGUACGUCCUCAAGGUGUCUCAGGCUGGAAAGGUCAUUUGUCUGAGCGGCUUCAUGGGUCUGGACAUCCCCGCCCCCGCCGGGCCCCUGUGGAUUCUGGGAGAUGUAUUCAUCGGCCAGUACUACACUGUGUUCGACAGAGAGAACAACAGGGUGGGCUUUGCCAAGUCCAAGUAGGCGAGACGACGUGUUCAAGAACAACACUAAUAAUCUGAAAGAAAUAUUUGAGCUGCACAAGUUUUCCGUUGCUUUGCAAUCAAACCGUCUUUAGCAAUAGAUUUUGUGUAGCGUCUAAAUGCACUGAUUUCCAGCGGCGUGUGAAACAGAGGUGAUGGUUGUGUGAUGAUGUGUCCGAUCAGGGAUCAGCUGAUUGUAUCGGUACUGCUCCAUAUAUUGAUCCCUUUUUCUUUUCUCUUUUAAAUCAGGGAUUUGUUUUUAAAACUUUUAAUUUGGAUUUUAGGAGGAAGUUAUCGACUACUGAGUUUGUGAUGUAUCAGAAUGUGAUUGGCUUCAAUAAACACUUUUUAAAACAUCAGAA
Messenger RNA from Paralichthys olivaceus (Japanese flounder), 622 nucleotides. NCBI's taxonomy places the organism in Eukaryota, Metazoa, Chordata, Actinopteri, Pleuronectiformes, Paralichthyidae. The record is from RefSeq and is a predicted model, not a curated record.